Hyla sarda is the source of this 2339-nucleotide messenger RNA. It is a transcript of the gene GPR50, whose product is annotated as G protein-coupled receptor 50. The record is from RefSeq and is a predicted model, not a curated record. Gene Ontology annotation, biological process: G protein-coupled receptor signaling pathway. Lineage: Eukaryota; Metazoa; Chordata; Amphibia; Anura; Hylidae. Gene Ontology annotation, molecular function: melatonin receptor activity. Bases 765 to 1823 code for a protein of 352 amino acids. The transcript is spliced from 2 exons. Gene Ontology annotation, cellular component: membrane.
CCAGGCUGGUAUUUGCUGCUUGAUGUAAAAUGCCCCAUAGCUAUGUUGUAACACAUCUGAAGAAUUGAUUUAUGAUGGUAUUACCAUCUGUUAUAUUACAUACUUUUAUAACUCAGUAGAUAAAGAUGUGACUUUAAUUCCCACAAUUAGAUGGGAGCAGUGGCUGCUGCUGUGAAGAGGAGAUUGCAGUAACUGUUCAUUCUUCUCCCACCACCAGAUGCAUUUGUCAGUUUCCUUGUGCCUUCCCCAGUGCUCCCUCAUAUAUUACUCACUAUAUCCACAGAGCAAGCUAGAGAUUAGGGUAUGUGCAGUCAAACAGCAGAUUCCCAGACUUUAUUCUAUAUGCAGUGCUGAGUGAAGAACACAGACAUGCUCUGUGCAGGAGCAUCAGCAUCCACACGAGAGCAUACUGGAGCUGUAUGCUUCUCAGUCAUCUGCAAGGAAGCUUGGACUUUAUGAAUGGGAAUACCUAAUUAUAGUGUGUGAACUCUUUCUGACUGACAAUGCAUGGGUUAAAGAGGAGCCUGAAACAAGGAGGAAGGCAGCAGCACCUACCCACCAUUGCCUCCUACAUGGAUCAAGAUGCUGCUGCUGUGGUCCUGGUGGGGAACACAUUGGCACCAGAAAGGUUAGUGUAGGCAACAAAUGAAGUCCAUCUCUUACUCCACAGUGAGUCCAGAGGACCUGCCCACAGCUUAUGAACAGCACAACAGUCCUUGUAGAGAUCCAGUUUGGUCUUGCCAGCCCCAUUCAACCUCACAGAGAUGAUGGAGGUGAACAGGACCUGUCUUGACUGCUGGACGCCUGGAACAGCUGGUGCAGAGAGAGAGGACCAAGCCUCCCCUGGGCUGACCACUGCUUUGGCUGUUGUCCUCAUUUUCACCAUUAUUGUGGACAUCUUGGGCAAUGUACUGGUCAUUCUGUCCGUUUUCAGGAACAAGAAGCUCCAGAAUCCUGGCAACAUAUUUGUCGUCAGUUUAUCUGUUGCGGAUCUGGUGGUAGCAGUAUACCCAUAUCCAGUUAUUCUUAUAGCAAUUUUCCAUAAUAGAUGGACGCUGGGAUACAUCCAUUGCCAGAUCAGUGGCUUUCUGAUGGGACUGAGUGUCAUCGGUUCUGUUUUCAACAUUACAGCCAUAGCUAUUAACAGGUAUUGCUACAUCUGCCACAGCCUGCAGUACGACAAGCUUUAUAACCAGAAAAGCACAAUUUUUUACCUCUGCUUAACUUGGAUAUUGACUGUUAUUGCUAUUGUGCCCAACUUUUUUGUUGGAUCUCUACAGUAUGACCCGCGGAUUUUCUCAUGCACCUUUGCCCAGACUGUCAGCUCUUCAUACACAAUUACCGUAGUUGUGGUGCAUUUUAUUGUCCCGUUGGCUGUAGUAACAUUCUGCUACUUCAGGAUAUGGGUCUUGGUUAUUCAAGUUAAGCACAGAGUAAGACAAGAAUCUAAGCAGAAGCUUACACAAACAGAUCUCCGGAACUUUUUGACUAUGUUUGUUGUGUUUGUACUUUUUGCCGUGUGCUGGGGACCUCUAAACUUCAUUGGCCUUGCUGUAGCCAUAAAUCCUUUUCAGGUGGCACCAAAGAUCCCAAAUUGGCUUUUUGUGUUGAGCUACUUCAUGGCUUACUUUAACAGCUGCCUCAAUGCAGUCAUCUAUGGUCUUCUUAAUCAAAAUUUCCGCAAAGAAUACAAAAGAAUACUGAUGGCCUUGUGGACUCCAAGAUUAUUGUUUGUUGACACUUCGAAAUGUGGGACGGAGGGAGCUAAAAGCAAGCCAUCUCCAGUUGUUACAAAUAACAAUCAGGCUGAUGUGUGUGUUUGAACAAUCCGGACAGCCAUUUUAUAUGUAUUUUCAUUUAUACAGAAUUAUUUUUAGCAUUUUCUCACCAUGUGCCUGUCAUCAUACACUUUGUCCUUAUUCUAAACGAACAAAAUAUACAAUAUCUGAUAUACUGUACAACAAUCUAUGCUGAUCUUAAUUAAAAAAGGAAAUUACACUUGCAACAUUUUGUACCGUAAGAUUCUGAAUGUUGUUUCCAACUGUUAUUGUUGUCAUUGGAUUUUAUGGUAUAUUUACAUAUUUAAUGCACUUGCUCAAUGCAGACAGUACAAUGUAGUCAAUUUGUGUUGAAGAGUUUUACCUUGGGUGACAAGCUCACAUUCAAACAGUGAUUUGGGUAUUCUAGCUGUCAGAAAUAGGCCUUACUCAGGCUUCCCAAACAACGCUUAUGUAUAUUUUUAGCAAAAACAAAGUAAGCAAACAUAAUCAUGAAAAUUAGGGUUUCAUGUACCUCAGUUGAAAGUCUCCCCCUAAGGCUGUUUCCACUAGUUUUUUUUA